Messenger RNA from Coregonus clupeaformis (lake whitefish), 2146 nucleotides. RefSeq names its product claudin 2 (gene cldn2). Gene Ontology annotation, biological process: cell adhesion; bicellular tight junction assembly. Bases 1086 to 1934 code for a protein of 282 amino acids. The transcript is spliced from 2 exons. Gene Ontology annotation, cellular component: plasma membrane; bicellular tight junction. NCBI's taxonomy places the organism in Eukaryota, Metazoa, Chordata, Actinopteri, Salmoniformes, Salmonidae. Gene Ontology annotation, molecular function: structural molecule activity. The record is from RefSeq and is a predicted model, not a curated record.
UGAGCACAGAUUAAUACAGAUUAGGAACAGAGCGUCAGGUCUCAUACACACUUAGGCCUAGUAUGAACACACACUUGUAUGUCUCCAUUAAGGAAUAACAUUGACAUCUCUCAACCAGACACAGGGAUUUUGUGACGGUACGUGUGUGUGUGUGUGUGUUAAUGAUAUUUUAAUCCAUAAUGUAACAUUAUAGCUAUGGGAUUUGUUUUAGGGUUGAGGUCAAUAUUGCUAAAUUUGAUCUGUCCCUUACUCUCCCUUACUUAAUAUUUAUUUCCCUUGUUUACCCUUAGUUCCAUAGAAGUGUUUGGCGAAGAUACAGGAGAGAUGCUGCUCUCUCUAGCUUGGCCUGUCCAUCAGCUGGCCUUGUUGUAGCCUGGACCGUGUACCAAAGGUCUGUUCUGUGAGAGAGAUGACUGAUGGCUGAAUGAAUGUUUAACCCACUGUGCCAAUGGGGAUGUCAGUGUGUGUGUGUGUGUCUGUGUACAUGGAGAGGUGAAGGACCUGAUAGGUUAGUUUGAUGGUGGGUUCACAAAAACAACGAGAGAGGCAUAAUAUACUGAGCCGUAGAGAGACCUAGAGAGAGGAGGAAAGAGACAAAAAAAGACAAAAGUCAGGAUUGAGACUGUAGAGUAGAACAAGAAUUGAGAGCGAGAGAACAUCAUUCAUCAAAAGCCAGAAUUCUUAUCACAGUCGUAGCAAGCUAGUGUAACACUCCAUCUGGAGGGUCUGGAGAGUGGCUACGGAGUGUUAUGGUGAGGAACAUGGUUUCAAUCAAGUUACCAGCCAGUCGGUAGGUCAGUCUUUGCUAACCAGUAUGUGUCUGAGAGAGAGAGAGUAAGGAGUUACCACAGGAUUGGAACUGGUUCUAUGGCCAGUUACAGUCAAAGAGAGAGCAGCGUGUUUAGAGGAUUGUAACAGGCAACAGUGCUGUCAUAACAGUCGUGUUUGUAGUAGAAGAGAGUGUAGUGUUUGUGUUAGUGUGGGGAAGGAUGACCAGUGAGUGUAUGAGUUAAAAGGACGGAGAGCUGGAGUUAACUGAAACAGCAGCAAGAGGGUUCAUCAUCAUCAUCAGUCCCACCACAGCCAUGGCGUCAGCCGCUCUAGAACUGAUGGGUUUCUUCAUGGGUCUGCUAGGCAUGCUGGGUACCCUGGUGUCCACAGUGCUUCCCUACUGGCGGACAUCUGCCCACAUUGGGCCCAACAUCGUCACUGCCGUCGGCAAUAUGAAGGGCCUCUGGAUGGAGUGUGUCUACCAGAGCACCGGAGCCUUCCAGUGUGAGACCUACAACUCCAUGCUGGCCUUACCCUCAGACCUCCAGGCCUCGCGGGCCCUGAUGGUGGUCUCUGUGGUCUUUUCUGUCCUGGCCAUCGCCAUCUCCACCGUGGGCAUGCAGUGCACCAUCUGCAUGGAGGGCUCGGCGGCUAAAGGCAGAGUGGCCGGUACUGGGGGAGGCCUCUUCCUCACCGCGGGGUUCCUGGCUCUGAUCCCGGUGUCGUGGACGACCCACGAGGUGGUCCAGACCUUCUACCAACCCAACCUGCCCAGCAGCCUGAAAUACGAGCUGGGGGACUGUCUGUACGUGGGGCUGGCCGCCGCUCUGCUCUCCAUGCUGGGCGGGGGGCUGCUGUGUGUCUCCUGCUGCGAGAAGCAGGAUGUGGGGCGCCAUGGAGGGAGGAGACACGGCGGAGGGUACCCCUACCCAGCCACAGGCAUGGGGGUAGCCACUGGGGGGGUCAGGACCAGCUCACAGACCUAUAGGAACCCAACGCUCCAGAUGGGGGUGAACGCUGCCACCAAGGCAGCGACCCUGGCGAGGAGUCACACCAGCACUACUACCCAGUCCAGCACCCCCGCCCAGGGGGCCAAGAAAGACCCACGCCGCAACCCUGCGGCGGGCUACGAUGUCACCGGGACACCCACAAGCCUCGUCUGAAGGCAGGCCGGUACCAGUUUAAAACAUGAAUGGAAGUAUAUAAUGGUAGCUUAGUACCCCAGAAAAUGUGUUAAAUAUUGGUAAACAAUACAUAUAAUAAUUUCCUGAUCUGUCUUAUAUCUCUCAGAUACAGGACAGACACUUUAAAACAAACGUCCUUUUGAUUUUCUUUUUUUACUCUGUUUUUCCAUGUAUGAAUCUGUUAUUCAAUG